AUGCGCGCCACGGAUGUGAUGAUCGGCGGCAAGCGUGCCCUCGUGGCCGGCUACGGCGAUGUGGGCAAGGGCUGCGCCUUCGCCAUGCGCGGAGCCGGCGCACGGGUGCUGAUCACGGAGAUCGACCCCAUCUGCGCGCUGCAGGCGUGCAUGGAGGGGUUCCAGGUCGUCACCCUGGAGGAGUGUGUGGGUGAGGUGGACAUCUUCACCUCCGCCACAGGCAACUUCAAGAUCGUCACCCUGGAGCACAUGAAGAAGAUGAAGAACAACGCCAUCGUCUGCAACAUCGGCCACUUCGACAACGAGAUUGCCAUGGAGGAUCUUGAGCAGUGCCCUGGCAUCAAGGUGGAGAACAUUAAGCCUCAGGUCGAUCGCUUCGUGUUCCCCGACGGCCACGGUGUCAUUGUGCUGGCCUCUGGCCGCCUGGUGAACCUCGGCUGUGCCACUGGCCACCCGUCCUUCGUGAUGUCUUGCUCCUUCACCAAUCAGGUUCUGGCCCAGCUGGAUAUCCUGGAGAACUGCACCAAGGCCAAGAAGUACAAGAAUGACGUGUACCUGCUGCCCAAGAAGCUGGACGAGAAGGUGGCCGCCCUCCACUUGCCGUCCCUCGGCGCCAGCAUGACCAAGCUGAGCAAGGAGCAGGCGGACUACAUCGGCGUGAAGGACAUGGGCUUGGCCGAAUUCGGCCGCAAGGAGCUCACCUUGGCGGAGCACGAGAUGCCCGGCCUGAUGGCGGCACGCAAGGAGUUUGGCCCCUCGCAGCCUUUCAAGGGCAUGAACAUCAACGGCUCCCUGCACAUGACCAUCCAGACGGGUGUGCUCAUCGAGACCUUGGCGGCGCUUGGCGCUAAGGUGCGCUGGUGCUCCUGCAACAUCUUCAGCACGCAGGACCAUGCCGCUUCGUGA
This is a messenger RNA of Symbiodinium sp. CCMP2456, 906 nucleotides long. NCBI's taxonomy places the organism in Eukaryota, Dinophyceae, Suessiales, Symbiodiniaceae. The record is from the annotation of a GenBank genome assembly.